GAAAUAUCAUAUGUACAUAUUUAAAUAGCCACAUUACAAUAGUGCGAGGGUAUUGAAUAGUGACUAGUAGCUCGAAAGCUGCACGUAUUGUCCACAUCCUUCGUGAUAUGAUGGUUUAUGGAACGUGAUGGGGGGCAUCAAUGAGCUUGACCUAGCCAAGCAGGGGGCAAAACUCCUGCAAAUUGACCCCAACCAACCGACAAAAGAAUUGGAAUGGACAAUUACGACUUUAUUCAGACUAGUGGAUGGUGAAAAGAACGGCGUGAUUCCAGCUAAAAAGUUAGAGGAAACGUUCGUGCGAUGGGGUCUAUCGACUGAGUAUGCAUCUUUACUAACAGAGUCGUGUGACCAUGACCAUGAUGGGCUUGUCAAGUUCUCGGAUUUUCUCAACUUCUUCCACCACAAAGAAAUACAAAUCAAAGCACUAUUUGAUGAAAUUGAUACUUGUAGCAACGGCAAGCUAACUGUACCCGAACUCAGAGAUGCCCUUUUGAGAGCGGGAGUGCAAAUAUCUAGCUCGGAUCUCAACGUCUUCGUAAAGAAGAUAGAUAAGGAUCAGAAUGGCAUCAUUACAUACGACGAGUGGAGGGACUUCCUACUUUUGUUCCCACUCGACCCGGACUUGAACAAUGUUUAUCAUUGGUUCGCAACGGUAUCUAUGGUAGAUAUUGGUGAAGGUGCAGUCAUUCCUGAAGGCAUAUCUGCCAAAAGCGCGUGGAAAUACUUCUUGGCUGGUGCAGUCGCGGGUGCAACUUCAAGAACAGUUACAGCACCUUUGGAUAGACUUAAGGUGCUGCUGCAAGUAUCCGCAGGUCCCAUGCAAGGUGGAGUGCUCCAGGGCCUACGUAAUAUAUAUAACGAUGGUGGAUGGAGAGCAUUCUGGCGAGGGAACGGGAUGAACAUCAUCAAAAUCACCCCUGAGUCGGCUGUCAAGUUCUACACCUACGAAACGGUCAAAAAUUUAAUCUGUGAUGACCCACAGAAGAUGAAAAUCUAUCACAGGUUAGUAGCCGGUGGAAGUGCGGGCAUGGUCAGUCAAGUGGCUAUCUACCCCAUGGAACUCAUCAAAACCCGACUGAUAACCCAAAAGGUCCCUCUGGGUAUUGUGGGAACUUUCAAUACCAUAGUGCAAAAGGAGGGUCUACGUGCCUUCUAUAGAGGCCUGGCCCCGGCCGUUAUUGGAGUUGUACCUUAUGCUGCCAUCGAUUUAGCACUUUUCGAGAGUAUGAAAAACAAGUAUAUGGAGAUGUAUAAUCUGAAGAAGCCCAGUGCUCUUUCUCUUCUGUGCUUUGGUACCAUGUCUAGCACUGUUGGCGCGACCAGUGUCUACCCUCUGAAUCUGGUACGAACCAAACUUCAGGCUGAUACUAAGGGGAGGUAUAGUGGCGCCUUAGAUUGCGCAAGACAGACAUUCGCAGAGAGCGGGGUGCGUGGAUUCUAUCGCGGACUGUCAUACAACUUGUUAAAAGUAGCUCCAGCCGUCAGUGUCAGUUAUAUAGUUUACGACAAGGCCAAGUCUGCCCUCGCAAUAACGUAAUCGUAUGAACAAUUACAUAGAAUUGGAAAAUAAUGUACGCUUAUCAGUACAUAGCCUUCCUGAUAGACAAUGAUCAGUAAAAAUAUAUUUUUC
Messenger RNA from Sphaeroforma arctica JP610, 1630 nucleotides. RefSeq lists its product as hypothetical. The coding region runs from base 128 to 1537 and encodes 469 amino acids. Gene Ontology annotation, biological process: transmembrane transport. NCBI's taxonomy places the organism in Eukaryota, Ichthyosporea, Ichthyophonida. The record is from RefSeq and is a predicted model, not a curated record. The transcript is spliced from 8 exons. Gene Ontology annotation, molecular function: calcium ion binding; ATP transmembrane transporter activity.